UCUCCCAAAUAAUGGAGCUGAAGUGGGGAGAGAGAGAGAGAGUCCAAAACUCGAUAGACCAAAGCUUCUUUUUUUUUACCUACAUAUCUCUUUCUUCAUCUGAAUCGGACUUUGUUGUAUCUGAGAGAGAGAGAGAGAGAUAGCACAGAAGGUGAUAGAUCAUUUUGGAGAGAUCAAGUAAGAGUCUUUGGAGAAUCUCCCUUGUUUGUGUUCAUUUUAUAUUACUUGUAUGACAGAAGAAGAUAGCUCAGCGAAAAUGUCAGAGGAUGUUAAGAGAUAUCUCAAGUUGGAUCCACGCUCCGCCGCUGCUUCUGAACCACCUCCCGCUGCUGCAUUGGCUAACAAGUCCCGCAAUUUCAAAUCUUUCGAGCCGCCCUGUCCGGACCAUGUCCUCGAGAACGUUCUUGAGAACGUGCUUCAGUUCCUCACUUCCAGAUGCGAUCGCAACGCUGUGUCAUUGGUCUGCAAAUCGUGGUGGCGAGUCGAGUCUCAGACCCGAUUCGAGGUUUUUAUCGGUAACUGCUACUCGCUCUCUCCUGCUCGCCUUACUCACCGGUUCAAGCGUGUUAGGUCUUUAGUGCUCAAAGGGAAACCUAGGUUUGCUGAUUUUAAUCUCAUGCCUCCUAAUUGGGGAGCUCAGUUUGCUCCUUGGGUUGUUGCGACUGCCAAGGCUUACCCUUGGCUCGAGAAGGUCCAUUUGAAGCGCAUGCUUGUUACGGAUGAUGAUUUAGCUCUUCUCGCUGACUCGUUUCCUGGGUUCAAGGAUCUUACUUUGGUCUGCUGUGAAGGUUUUGGGACUAGUGGUAUAGCUGUUGUUGCUAACAAAUGCAGACAGCUUAGGGUCCUUGAUCUGUUGGAGUCAGAAGUCACCGAUGACGAGGUGGAUUGGAUUUCUUGUUUUCCUGCGGGUGAAACGCAUCUGGAGUCUUUAUCUUUUGACUGUGUAGAAUCCCCUAUCAAUUUCAAGGCAUUGGAGGGGCUUGUGGUUAGGUCACCGUUCUUGAAGAAACUUAGAACGAACAGGUUUGUUUCCCUUGAAGAGCUGCAUCGACUAAUGGUUCGAGCACCGCAGUUAACCAGUCUUGGGACGGGCUCAUUCAGUCCAGACAAUGUGCCUCAGGGUGCACAAGAACCGGAUUAUGCAGCUGCUUUUCGUGCUUGUAAAUCCAUAUCUUGUCUCUCAGGAUUCAGGGAAUUGACCCCCGAGUAUCUCCCAGCUAUCUCUCCAGUUUGUGCCAAUCUCACUUCUCUUAACUUCAGUUAUGCUAACAUUUCUCCUGACAUGCUCAAGCCCAUCAUACGCAACUGUCACAAUAUCCGAGUCUUCUGGGCUCUUGACUCCAUAUGCGAUGAAGGAUUACAGGCAGUGGCAGCAACAUGCAAGGAGCUUCGUGAGCUUCGGGUUUUCCCUUUCGAUCCUCGUGAAGACAGCGAAGGUCCUAUCUCGGGAGUAGGCCUCCAAGCAAUUUCAGAGGGCUGUAGAAAACUAGAGUCCAUCCUGUACUUUUGCCAGCGGAUGACUAAUGGAGCUGUAACAGCCAUGUCUGAGAACUGUCCCCAGCUUACCGUGUUUAGGCUUUGCAUAAUGGGUCGCCAUAGGCCUGACCAUGUGACAGGAAAGCCAAUGGACGACGGAUUUGGUGCCAUUGUUAAAAACUGCAAGAAGCUAACCAGACUUGCAGUAUCUGGGUUACUAACAGAUGAAGCUUUUAGCUAUAUUGGAGAAUAUGGGAAGCUGAUUCGUACGCUAUCUGUAGCUUUUGCUGGGAACAGUGACAAGGCUCUGAGAUAUGUUCUUGAGGGUUGUCCUAAACUACAAAAGCUUGAAAUCAGGGACAGUCCCUUCGGGGAUGCUGGAUUGCGCUCUGGUAUGCAUCGGUAUUGCAAUAUGAGGUUUGUUUGGUUGUCGUCAUGUGCCUUAUCUCGGGGAUGCUGCAGGGAUGUUGCUCAUGCUCUGCCUAAUGUAGUGGUGGAGGUGUUUGGGUCAGAUGAUGAUUACGACGACACUGUCAUUGUGGAUUAUGUUGAGACAAUGUACUUGUACCGGUCCCUUGAUGGCCCAAGGAAGGAUGCUCCAAAGUUUGUAACAAUAUUAUGAAAAAAAACUUGAGUGCAAAUGAGGCCAAUGCUUGGAGAAAGCGAGCAAGCAGAAGAGAAAGUGUUCGUAAUUGUAAGUGCUUCAGAUACACUGUAUGAUUGUUUUGCCAUUUGAUUUGGUUGUGUAGCCGCAAAGGGAGAAAAGGUUAUGAAAGAAUCAAUCGUGUAUUAUUUUGUUUGUGUGGUAAUAUUGGUGUUUUUCACAAACAUUGCCAGGCUUAUUUACAGCCACUUUAGGAAUACUUUCCAAAGAAUUUAUUCGUUAUACAUAACAUCUUAAGCUUAUCUA
Molecule: messenger RNA, 2386 nt
Organism: Capsella rubella
Lineage: Eukaryota; Viridiplantae; Streptophyta; Magnoliopsida; Brassicales; Brassicaceae
Product: F-box protein FBX14
Exons: 3
Coding region: 230-2098 (622 amino acids)
Biological process (GO): SCF-dependent proteasomal ubiquitin-dependent protein catabolic process
Cellular component (GO): SCF ubiquitin ligase complex
Source: RefSeq, a predicted model, not a curated record